Messenger RNA from Ophidiomyces ophidiicola, 1677 nucleotides. RefSeq lists its product as uncharacterized. The record is from RefSeq and is a predicted model, not a curated record. Bases 1 to 1677 code for a protein of 558 amino acids. Gene Ontology annotation, molecular function: nucleobase transmembrane transporter activity. The transcript is spliced from 4 exons. Gene Ontology annotation, biological process: nucleobase transport; transmembrane transport. NCBI's taxonomy places the organism in Eukaryota, Fungi, Ascomycota, Eurotiomycetes, Onygenales, Onygenaceae. Gene Ontology annotation, cellular component: plasma membrane.
AUGGCAACUGUCCUGGAGAAGCUUGAGGUGUCGCAUGAGGGCGGCUCGCUGCCGAACAGAUGGAUCAACAGCGACAUCAAGCCCAUCGAGGCCGACCGCCGCACCUGGUCCGUCUGGACCUUCACCAACUACUGGGUGCUCAUCAACUCCAAUAUCUCCACCUACAUGACUGGUAGCUCGCUCAUCGGCCUGGGCUUGACCUGGUGGCAGGCAAUCAUUUCCAUUGUCAUUGGAAAUCUGCUGGCCACCGUCUUCGUCGUCCUCAAUUCCCUCCCCGGCGCCUACUACCAUAUUGGGUUUCCCGUCGUCAAUCGCUAUGUCUGGGGUUUGUACGGGAGUCAGUUUGUGAUCUGGAACCGCAUUCUGCUUUCUAUUGGCGCCUUCAAUCGCCAAUUACCUGACCUUCUCUCCCUUCUUCUUAGGUACGGAUUCCAAGCCUAUAUUGGAGGCCAAUGCGUGUAUGUCUGUCUUUUCGCCAUCUGGCCAUCUCUCGAAACUCGCAUACCCAACACCAUGUCAGCAUCUACCGGUAUUACUACUGCUGAAUUUGUGUCGUAUAUCGUCUUCAUGGUCCUUUCGUUACCCGCCGUUUAUAUUCGACCACACAAGCUGCGAGUGUUUUUCAACGUGUCCUCGUCUAUCAUCCUCGUUUUCGAGUUCGUACUGCUGAUCUGGGCUUUAGCCACCAUGGGACCAGCAGGCUUCGGAAGCACUAUCACCGACGAGGCCAAGAUUCCUAAAGGAGAAAUGGGUUGGACAGUGGUGUUCGGAAUUAUCAGCACUAUCGGUGCUAUCUCUGCCGGCAUCCUCAAUCAGAACGAUUACGCCAGGUUCGCCCGCAAGCCGCGACACGCUAUUAUUGGCCAAGCAGUCAGCUUUCCAAUUUGUGCCAUUUUAUGCUCGGUGAUCGGGGUUCUUGUCACAGCUGCAACGCAGAAUCGCUUUGGCGAGGCUCAUUGGAAUCUACCGAAACUGCUGCUGGCCGUUAUAAAAAAUGGCGGCUCGCGGUCCCGAGCAGCUGCAUUCUUUGCUGGAUUUGCUCUCAUUGUAUCCCAGAUGGGUGUGAAUGUCCCUGGAAACGCUCUUUCAGGAGGCUUCGAUUUUGCCGCUACUUUCCCAAAAUACAUCAAUAUCCGCAGGGGAGCAUAUUUGACUGUUCUCUUGUCCAUUGCAUGCAACCCGUGGAAGCUCGUAUCCACAGCAACGAUUUUUCUCACCGUCAUGAGUAGCUAUGCUGUGUUCUUGGGGCCGAUGACGGGCUUGAUGAUUUCAUCAUGGUUCGUGGUUAAUCGGCGUAAGAUCAAGGUUGAAGAUCUAUACACUGGAAGCCGUGAUAGUAUCUAUUGGUGCACAAUGGGUGUUGACUGGCGCGCCCUAAUUGCUUGGCUCUGCGGCACUGUACCGUCUCUCCCGGGGUUUGUAGCGGAGGUUAAUUCAAGUGUUACUGUACCAAUAGGCUUAGUGCGCCUAUACCAGAUUUGCUUUUUGAGCGGGUUUGCAAUCAGCGCGUUUGUCUAUUGUGUCUUGCAUUUCCUGGUCCCUGUGCAGGCAAUCAAGCACUUUGUUGCAAAUUCCCCUGCAGCCGACGAUCUUAUUCGGGAGUAUCGCGAGGCAUGCGAUAGCGGGGCUGAUUAUAAAGGUGGAGUGAUUCAUGUCAGUGAUACCAAAGUCGGUUAA